Messenger RNA from Linum trigynum, 201 nucleotides. NCBI's taxonomy places the organism in Eukaryota, Viridiplantae, Streptophyta, Magnoliopsida, Malpighiales, Linaceae. The record is from the annotation of a GenBank genome assembly.
AUGGUGUUUUCCCGACAGCCGACGCUCCCAACUGCUCUCCUCUUUCAACUCGCUGCUCCGAUCGCUUCCUCGGACUUCGGUCACAGGUCGCUGUCGACGCGACACUCCACUAGCUUCGCGCGGAUCUUUGAGUUCCUGUCCAUCCAUUUCGCCUCGUCGACGUUCGCUAAGGGAGCAAUGCAGUCAAAAUCGCGAUUUUGA